CGCGAGACUCGGGUUUUGCAAGACGAGCUGGAGAAGUCAGAAUCUCACGUCUGUCUGCUGCAUCUACCAAGAGGCCUUGCCCCAAUUCCAAAGAUAAUCUAUUUUGUUUGAAAAGGGUUUUACCUUUCAUGCUUUCACAUCUGCUGCCUUUUUUUCACUUACAGUGGCCCUGUGAUGGAGGCCACAUAACUGAGAGGUUCACUUUAAGGAUUUUCUGCUGGAAUGGGCAGAUCAUCCUUUCUGGUUACCCGUUGAUACUGUAAUAACCUCUGCACAGCACUCCUGAGUCCCAGGAUCUGUGAGGUAGACUCAUCUGUUAUGAAGUACAUCAACUUUUUCUUCCCUAGACCACAGCAAACAACAUGCAUAGAACGAUGUAUGCUUCCUCAUUCCUACUUUUACUUCUCAAGUUGCAUGCCUUGAUGAAGCAAGUUGCCAUGUUGGAAAGGUCCAACAUCACAGGAAACUGAGACCUGCCAAUAGCCAAUGAGUAGCUCAGGGCAACAGCCUAGGAGGAAUUGAGCCCUGCCAACAAUCACAUGAGUGAGCUUAGAAGUGGAUCCUUUCACUGUCAAGCUGGCACUUUGAAUGCAGUCUUUAAAAGAGCCAAAUUCCAGGGUUCACCAGAUAAAUUUAACACAUAUGUCACCCUGAAAGUGCAGAAUGUGAAGAGCACAACUGUAGCAGUUCGUGGGGAUCAACCUUCCUGGGAACAAGAUUUUAUGUUUGAGAUUAGUCGACUGGACUUGGGUCUAAGUGUGGAGGUAUGGAACAAAGGACUCAUCUGGGACACCAUGGUGGGGACCGUGUGGAUUGCACUGAAGACGAUUCGUCAGUCGGAUGAGGAAGGGCCCGGGGAGUGGUCCAUCUUGGAGGCAGAGACAUUAAUGAAAGAUGAUGAGAUCUAUGGAACUAAAAACCCAACUCCCCAUAAAAUUUUGCUUGAUACAAGAUUUGAGUUGCCUUUUGAUAUACCAGAGGAGGAAGCCAGAUAUUGGACCUACAAAUUGGAGCAAAUCAAUGCCUUGGAAACUGACAAUGAGUAUUCUAUUCAAGAAGAAAGCCAGAGGAAACCAUUGCCCACUGCUGCCGCCCAGUGUUCUUUUGAAGAUGCUGAUAGUGCCGUGGAUGACAGAGAUAGUGACUAUCGCAGUGAGACCAGCAAUAGCAUUCCACCUCCUUACCAUACCACUUCUCAACCUAAUGCUUCUGUGCACCAGUUCCCUGUGCCUGUGCGAUUGCCACAGCAGCUGCUACUCCAGGGCAGUUCCAGGGACUCUUGCAAUGACUCUAUGCAAAGUUAUGACCUUGAUUUUCCAGAGCGGAGGGCACUCAGCCCCACCAGCAGUAGUAGGUAUGGCUCCUCCUGCAAUGUGAGUCAAGGAAGCUCUCAACUCAGUGAACUAGACCAGUGCCAUGAACAAGACGAUGACCAUCAGGAGAGGGACUCAAUUCAUUCCUGCAACAGCUCAGGCAGCAUCUCCAGAGAUGGCCAUGCAGGUUUUGGAGAACAAGAGAAGGCCCUAGAACUAACAGGUGAAUCAGAGAAGGGGAGAGUAUGUGAACCCAAGGAGAUGAAAGAAGUUGCUACAACUCAUCAUCUCCCAGAUCUGGUGCUACACAAUGAUCACGUCUUGAGUCCCAAAGAGAGUUUUCCUGAGGAGAAUGCAUCUUCACCAUCUACCCAUGCCAGAGCACACUGGAUCCGAGCAGUUACCAAGGUUCGACUCCAGCUGCAGGAGCUUCCAGAUGAUGGUGACCCCACUCUGUCUCAGUGGCUCCCAGAAGGGCCAGCUGGAGGUCUCUAUGGCAUCGACAGCAUGCCAGAUCUACGCAGAAAGAAGCCACUGCCACUUGUCAGUGAUCUGUCACUGGUCCAGUCCCGGAAAGCAGGAAUUACUUCUGCAAUGGCUACACGUACCUCUCUCAAGGAUGAAGAGUUGAAAUCCCAUGUGUAUAAGAAAACCCUUCAGGCCUUAAUCUACCCCAUCUCGUGCACCACACCCCACAACUUUGAGGUUUGGACAGCCACCACCCCAACCUACUGCUAUGAGUGUGAAGGCCUUCUCUGGGGCAUUGCCCGGCAGGGCAUGCGCUGCAGCGAAUGUGGAGUCAAGUGUCAUGAGAAGUGCCAGGACCUGCUCAAUGCCGACUGCUUACAGCGGGCUGCAGAAAAGAGCUCUAAGCAUGGAGCUGAGGAUCGGACCCAGAACAUAAUCAUGGCCAUGAAGGACCGCAUGAAGAUCCGAGAGAGGAAUAAGCCAGAGAUCUUUGAAGUUAUCCGGGAUGUCUUCACUGUGAGCAAAGUUGCCCAUGUGCAGCAGAUGAAAACAGUGAAACAGAGUGUGCUGGAUGGUACCUCUAAAUGGUCUGCCAAGAUUACCAUCACUGUGAUGUGUGCUCAAGGCCUCCAAGCAAAGGACAAGACAGGAUCCAGUGAUCCUUAUGUGACUGUGCAAGUGGGUAAAACCAAGAAGCGUACCAAGACCAUCUUUGGGAACCUGAAUCCUAUCUGGGAGGAGAAAUUCCAUUUCGAAUGCCACAACUCUUCUGACCGCAUUAAGGUACGUGUAUGGGAUGAGGAUGAUGACAUCAAAUCGAGAGUAAAGCAGCGGCUAAAACGAGAGUCCGAUGAUUUCCUUGGUCAAACCAUCAUCGAGGUUCGGACACUAAGCGGCGAGAUGGACGUUUGGUACAAUUUGGAAAAGAGGACAGACAAAUCAGCUGUCUCAGGGGCGAUACGACUACAAAUCAGUGUGGAAAUCAAGGGGGAAGAGAAAGUAGCCCCAUAUCACGUGCAGUAUACGUGUCUCCAUGAGAACCUUUUCCAUUACCUCACAGACAUUCAGGGCAGUGGAGGAGUCCUGAUCCCUGAGGCUCGAGGAGAUGAUGCAUGGAAGGUGUACUUUGAUGAGACGGCCCAAGAAAUUGUGGAUGAAUUUGCUAUGCGCUAUGGCAUCGAAUCCAUAUAUCAGGCCAUGACGCACUUUGCAUGUUUGUCAUCCAAGUACAUGUGUCCUGGUGUACCAGCAGUUAUGAGCACCUUACUGGCCAACAUCAAUGCCUAUUAUGCCCACACAACAGCCUCCACGAAUGUCUCUGCAUCUGAUCGCUUUGCAGCCUCCAACUUUGGGAAAGAAAGGUUUGUAAAACUACUGGACCAGCUGCACAACUCACUGAGAAUCGACCUCUCUACAUACAGGAAUAAUUUUCCUGCGGGGAGCCCUGACAGGCUCCAGGACUUAAAGUCCACAGUGGAUUUGCUGACCAGCAUUACUUUCUUCAGAAUGAAGGUUCAAGAACUGCAGAGUCCUCCAAGAGCCAGCCAAGUUGUCAAGGAUUGUGUGAAAGCCUGUUUGAACUCUACAUACGAGUAUAUCUUCAACAACUGCCAUGACUUGUACAACCGCCAGUAUCAGCUGAAGCAGGAGCUACCUCCAGAGGAGCAAGGGCCUAGCAUACAGAAUCUAGAUUUCUGGCCCAAGCUUAUCACACUUAUUGUGUCAAUCAUAGAGGAAGAUAAAAAUUCCUACACACUCGUUCUGAACCAGUUUCCUCAGGAGUUGAAUGUGGGAAAAAUCAGCGCAGAAGUGAUGUGGCAGCUCUUUGCCCAAGACAUGAAAUAUGCACUGGAGGAGCACGAGAAAGACCGUCUGUGUAAGAGUGCUGACUACAUGAACCUGCACUUCAAGGUGAAGUGGCUGCACAAUGAAUAUGUGCGGGAUCUGCCUGCCCUCCAGGCCCAGGUGCCUGAGUACCCAGCGUGGUUUGAACAGUUUGUCCUACAAUGGUUGGAUGAAAAUGAGGAUGUGUCCCUGGAAUUCCUGCGUGGAGCCCUGGAACGAGAUAAGAAGGAUGGGUUCCAGCAGACAUCAGAGCAUGCGCUCUUCUCCUGUUCUGUGGUGGACGUCUUCACACAGCUCAACCAGAGUUUUGAGAUCAUCCGGAAGCUGGAAUGCCCAGACCCCAACAUCCUUGCCCACUACAUGAGGAGAUUUACUAAGACCAUCGGGAAAGUGCUGAUACAGUAUGCAGACAUCUUAUCAAAGGAGUUCCCGGCUUAUUGCACCAAGGAAAAAGUGCCCUGUAUCCUGAUGAACAACAUGCAGCAACUGAGGGUCCAGCUGGAGAAAAUGUUCGAGGCCAUGGGAGGCAAAGAGUUGGACCCUGAGGCUGCAGACAGCUUGAAGGAGCUGCAGGUGAAACUGAAUACGGUUCUGGAUGAGCUCAGCAUGGUGUUUGGAAACAGUUUCCAGGUGCGGAUUGAUGAGUGUGUUCAACAAAUGGCUAACAUCCUGGGCCAGGUGCGGGCCACAGGAAAUGCAUCCCCCAGUACCAGGGCCUCAGUGGCUCAGGAUGCAGAUAGUGUGCUCCGGCCUCUUAUGGACUUUCUGGAUGGCAACCUCACACUCUUUGCCACUGUAUGUGAGAAGACAGUCCUGAAGCGUGUUCUAAAGGAGCUCUGGCGGGUGGUAAUGAACACAAUGGAGAGGAUGAUUGUUCUGCCCCCACUCACUGACCAAACGGGCACUCAGCUGAUCUUCACUGCUGCCAAGGAGCUGAGCCAUCUUUCCAAACUCAAGGACCACAUGGUGCGAGAAGAAACACGGAGUCUCACUCCAAAGCAGUGUGCCGUCCUAGACCUCGCCCUGGACACCAUCAAGCAAUACUUUCAUGCAGGAGGCAAUGGGCUGAAGAAAACCUUUCUGGAGAAGAGCCCAGAUCUGCAAUCCCUACGCUAUGCUCUGUCUCUGUACACACAGACCACAGACACACUCAUCAAGACCUUUGUGCGCUCACAGACUGCCCAGGGGUCUGGUGUGGAUGAUCCUGUGGGAGAAGUCUCUAUUCAAGUGGACUUGUUUACACAUCCUGGUACUGGGGAGCACAAGGUCACAGUGAAAGUGGUGGCUGCCAAUGACCUCAAGUGGCAGACAGCGGGUAUGUUCAGGCCCUUUGUGGAAGUGACCAUGGUUGGCCCACACCAAAGUGAUAAGAAGAGGAAAUUCACAACCAAGUCGAAAAGCAACAACUGGGCCCCCAAGUACAAUGAGACAUUUCACUUCCUCUUGGGAAAUGAAGAGGGACCAGAGGCCUAUGAGCUACAAAUAUGUGUGAAGGAUUACUGCUUUGCCCGAGAGGAUCGUGUUCUUGGGCUGGCUGUGAUGCCUCUGAGGGAUGUGGCAGCCAAGGGCAGCUGUGCCUGCUGGUGCCCCUUGGGCCGGAAGAUCCACAUGGAUGAGACAGGCAUGACAGUCCUCCGGAUUUUGUCUCAGAGGAGCAACGACGAAGUGGCCCGAGAGUUUGUGAAGCUAAAAUCGGAGUCUCGUUCCACAGAGGAGGGGAGCUGAGCACAUUGACUCCUGUGCCAACAACAUAGCGCCAGUUCCACAAAUCAGGGCUAAUAGAAAUUAUGAGGUAGCCAGCUUAGGGUACUCAUCGUCAAGAGGUCAACAUAAAGGAAAUGUCAGGUGAUGAGAAUAUGAUUUUCCACAGAAGGGUCAUGAAUCCCUGACCAGCAGGUACAUGGUGCUAGCUGCUAGGGCUGUGGGACUUACCACAUACGGAGAUUUUCCUAUGAAGAGGGAGGGAUAGAAAUUCUUGAGCCUGUCAGCCAUUCUUGGUAGACACCCUUCCAUACCAUACACCAUCUCUGCACUUCUCUAUUCCACACCUUAUCCAGUUAGACCCAGACAUACCAAUCAUUAGAAGAACAAGUUUAGGGGGUCUGGAGUUUGUGGCUGGCUAGCUAAGUAGUUAGUCAGUCUGUGGGUAUUUCUGAGCCCUACAGAUUGGAAUAUGGCCAGGGCAGGAGCAUACAAAUUCAAAGUCAGACUCUCCCUUGAGAAGAAGUCACUGGUUUUGUAUGACUUCAGUGAGAACAAGACUUUGAAAUGAACAAGAUACCUUCCAGAAAUGAGCUGUGCAAAUCUCUUCCCCCAGAUUGUAUCUGUCAUGAUUGUGACAAGGUUCACAUGGUGCUUCAGAGCCAUGAGCAGAAUAUUCUUUAGAACCUAACUAAGCACCAGGGACCACCUGCCCCCGGAGUCCCCCUACCUCACUCCUGCAGGAAGGGGAGUGAUACUUCAGGACAUUUGAGGCUGUUCUUAUGUGUAUGCAUCUGAAGACUAGUAGAAGGUCUACAAGAGAGGGCUGUAUUUUCUUCUUCAGUAGGCUAUGAACAAAGCCAAAAAUUGUGGAGACAAAUAUAGGAAGAGUCCUUUUCACUUAUGGCCGUUGCCUUCUGGCUGUCCUCUCCCUUGCAGAAAGAAUUUAGCCUUUGACUUCACUCCCCUUCAUCUAGGCCAGCUGCUGUCCCCUCAUAGAAGUUCAACCCUACAGAAGGAGCUUGGACUAUGAUUCCUCUGUAUAGGCUGGAUGGAGAGGGGCCUCAAUACUCCCUGGAAGGUCAGAGACAAAUCUUUUCAGGGGGUCUUUUAGACUUCCUAGGCGCUUGCUCAAAGAUGUGUCAUGAUCCUUCACUAUCCUCAGUAGCCGCCUCCUGGACCUCCAGAGGACUCUUCAUUGUCCACAACUGGCUAUGUUGUAUUGGCUAUGACAUCAAACAAGAGACUAAGCAUCUUUUCUGUUAAUUAUUGUAUGUGCCAUUAUUGCAGGAAAUUUUUGACUAGUCUGUAAUAAAUUAUCUUAUAGCA
Talpa occidentalis (Iberian mole) is the source of this 6656-nucleotide messenger RNA. It is a transcript of the gene UNC13B, whose product is annotated as unc-13 homolog B. The transcript is spliced from 41 exons. Gene Ontology annotation, cellular component: presynaptic membrane; terminal bouton; synaptic vesicle membrane. Gene Ontology annotation, molecular function: phospholipid binding; calmodulin binding; calcium ion binding. Bases 540 to 5351 code for a protein of 1603 amino acids. Gene Ontology annotation, biological process: synaptic vesicle maturation; synaptic vesicle priming; synaptic transmission, glutamatergic. Lineage: Eukaryota; Metazoa; Chordata; Mammalia; Eulipotyphla; Talpidae. The record is from RefSeq and is a predicted model, not a curated record.